AAUAUUGUUUAUUUAUUUAUUUAUUUAUUUACUUAUCGCCAAUGGAUGAAUCCUUAUCUGGCUACAUACGAUUACCUUAAAUCUAUUAUUAAAAAUUACUUUAAAAAUAUUCCCUAUGGGUUUGCCUUAGCAUAUCUUUAUUGGCCCCCCAGCUGAAUCUAAUGCUAGAAGGCAAAGAAUUAAACAAUCUAAGAGCUCUCAGAAGUGGCUCAUUGCGAGCAUAAUUAGUCCCUACAGCACGGUCCAGGAAUGGAACCAUGGUACGGAGAUUACUGGCAGGAACAUUAAAAUUGAUGCAUCCCAACAGGCAAGGACAAUCAAUAUUUCCUACUAGCUGAUCGUUCCUUGUACCUUGCUGGAAGAGGCGUGCGCGGAAUUUCGUAUAGACCGGGUCGAGUGGACCACUCUUACUACAGAUAGCGCUAGUAACCGUGCGCCGCGAAACUUUUUUUGGGGCUUGGAAAGCAUGAAACUGCCUCGCACACUGCAUUAAUUUGGUCGUUGAUGAUACCAUUAAAGAUAUUUAUUCAUUUACGAACAUUAUGGAUAAAAUAUAGCGAAUUGUUACGCAUUUCAAGCAUAGUACGUCUAUGAUGGACCAAUUAAGAAAGGCACAAGCUGAUGAGGGCAUUGCGGAAGGAAAAAUUAAGACUAUUAUCCAAAACGUAGAUACGCGAUGGAAUUCCUGCCAGGAUAUAAUGGAAUCCUUUUUGGGUUUAGCCAACAAAGUUGCAGUUAUCUUAAUUAACAAGUUAGAACGUGUGAAGGGAUUACCCGAAAUGCUAAAUGCUUUAGAGCUGAAUAUUUGCAGGGACUUGUGUAGACUCUUUCAGCCGUACAAAACAGCGACAGAGCAGAUAAAUGGUGAACAAUACGUCACUGCAAGCCUAGUAAUUCCACUAAUAUCGCUAUUAGCAAAUAGAACAAACAAAUCGAGCUUGGAUACAGACAAGGGAAAUCGAGACAAGGAGGCGCUAGUUAAGAUCUUCGAAAAAAGAUUUCAGACGUUCCAGCAACAAUUUGAAUGCCCAAGAAAGAAGGAUGUUGAGAAACAAGAAGAUUUUGACGAUUUUAUGAGCUCCCACAAUUACUCAACUCAAAGGGACAUGCACGAUGACAAUAAGGAGAAUAAGGAGCUCAAGUUAUACUUCAGCUUGAGAUAUGGAAAUCUCAUAAAUCAACCAUUCCAAGCCUUUAUAAACUCGCCAUGAGGUACCUUGUUACCCCGGGUAGCUCGGUACCUUCCGAGCAGUUGGCGUCCGCUAUAAAUUGCGUGGUGUGCGACUCCAGGAGCCGUGUGACGGAAGCCCACAUCACACAAAGAGAUUUCCUCAAAUCGUUGAAGUCGUCACAUUGCAAAUAAAAUUAAAACAUAUAUCAGUAUCAUUAUAUAAGUAUUAUUAUAAUUUCUAUUAUAUCUGGAAUAUAUGAACUAAUAACAGUAUUAUUAUUAAGUUGAGAAUAAUUAUGAACAAUGAACAAUUAUCUGUGUUAUUAUUAUUAUAUUAAGAACUUAAUGAAGUAUUAUUAUGAUUAAUUUGAGAAUAUGUAUGAACUGCAAAUUGAGAAUUUAAUGA
Molecule: messenger RNA, 1577 nt
Organism: Drosophila suzukii
Lineage: Eukaryota; Metazoa; Arthropoda; Insecta; Diptera; Drosophilidae
Source: RefSeq, a predicted model, not a curated record